Sciurus carolinensis (gray squirrel) is the source of this 4317-nucleotide messenger RNA. It is a transcript of the gene Kcnq4, whose product is annotated as potassium voltage-gated channel subfamily Q member 4. Gene Ontology annotation, cellular component: membrane. Gene Ontology annotation, molecular function: voltage-gated potassium channel activity. Gene Ontology annotation, biological process: potassium ion transport; transmembrane transport. The transcript is spliced from 15 exons. NCBI's taxonomy places the organism in Eukaryota, Metazoa, Chordata, Mammalia, Rodentia, Sciuridae. The record is from RefSeq and is a predicted model, not a curated record. Bases 304 to 2442 code for a protein of 712 amino acids.
GCGCGCGCCGGCGGCAGGUGGAAAGCCGAGCGGCAUGGAGCGCGUAAUAAGAGAGUUGGAGUCGGAAAGAGCCGCCCCAGUCGCCGGGGAAGCGGGCGGUCAGUGCGGGCUCCGGCGGCCCCCAGGCUCCGAGCGCCCGCCCCCGGCCCCGGCGCGGCCCCGGUCCGGCCCCUAGCCCCCGCCGCCCGCGCCCGCCCGGGCCGCCUCGCCGGCCCGGGGUCCGAGCCAUGCGCCGCUGAGCGCUCCGAGCGCGCCCCCGCCCCGGACCGCACCGGGCCCCGGCCCCCCCGCCCGGCGCCGCCCAUGGCCGAGGCCCCCCCGCGCCGCCUCGGUCUCGGCCCCGGUCCCCAGCCCGGGGACGCCCCCCGCGCCGAGCUGGUGGCGCUCACGGCGGUGCAGAGCGAGCAGGGCGAGGCCGGCGGGGGCGGCUCCCCGCGCCGCCUCGGCCUCCUGGGCAGCCCCCUGCCGCCGGGCGCGCCCCUCCCUGGGCCGGGCUCCGGCUCCGGCUCCGCCUGUGGCCAGCGCUCCUCCGCGGCGCACAAACGCUACCGUCGCCUGCAGAACUGGGUCUACAACGUGCUGGAGCGGCCCCGCGGCUGGGCCUUCGUCUACCACGUCUUCAUAUUCUUGCUAGUCUUCAGCUGCCUGGUGCUGUCUGUGCUGUCCACUAUUCAGGAGCACCAGGAACUUGCCAAUGAGUGUCUCCUUAUCUUGGAGUUCGUGAUGAUCGUGGUCUUUGGCCUGGAGUACAUCAUCCGUGUCUGGUCUGCCGGCUGCUGCUGCCGCUACCGAGGAUGGCAGGGCCGCCUGCGCUUCGCCAGAAAACCCUUCUGUGUCAUCGACUUCAUCGUGUUCGUGGCCUCGGUGGCCGUCAUCGCCGCGGGCACCCAGGGCAACAUCUUUGCCACGUCUGCGUUGCGCAGCAUGCGCUUCCUGCAGAUCCUGCGCAUGGUGCGCAUGGACCGCCGCGGCGGCACCUGGAAGCUGCUGGGCUCGGUGGUCUACGCGCACAGCAAGGAGCUGAUCACCGCCUGGUACAUCGGGUUCCUGGUGCUCAUCUUUGCCUCCUUCCUCGUCUAUCUGGCAGAGAAGGAUGCCAACUCCGACUUCUCCUCCUAUGCCGACUCGCUCUGGUGGGGGACGAUUACACUGACAACCAUCGGCUAUGGUGACAAGACGCCACAUACGUGGUUGGGCAGGGUCUUGGCUGCUGGCUUCGCCUUACUGGGCAUCUCUUUCUUUGCCCUGCCUGCUGGCAUCCUCGGCUCCGGCUUUGCCCUGAAGGUCCAGGAACAGCACCGGCAGAAGCACUUUGAGAAGCGGAGGAUGCCAGCAGCCAACCUCAUCCAGGCUGCAUGGCGCCUGUACUCCACCGACACUAGCCGGGCCUACCUGACGGCCACCUGGUACUACUACGACAGUAUCCUCCCAUCCUUCAGAGAGCUGGCCCUCUUGUUUGAGCACGUGCAACGGGCCCGCAAUGGGGGCCUACGGCCCUUGGAGGUGCGGCGGGCGCCAGUACCUGAUGGAGCGCCCUCCCGCUACCCUCCCGUUGCCACCUGCCACCGGCCGGGCAGCGCCUCCUUCUGCCCUGGGGAAAGCUGGAGAGAGGAGGAGGCCGCUGGCCACAGGUGCUUACGGCUCAGCAGCCGGAUGGGCAUCAAAGACCGCAUCCGCAUGGGCAGCUCCCAGCGGCGGACAGGUCCUUCCAAGCAGCACCUGGCACCUCCACCAAUGCCCACCUCCCCAAGCAGCGAGCAGGCUGGUGAGGCUAUCAGCCCCACCAAAGUGCAGAAGAGCUGGAGCUUCAAUGACCGCACACGUUUCCGGGCCUCUCUGAGGCUCAAACCCCGCACCUCUGCUGAGGAGGGUCCCUCAGAGGAAGUAGCAGAGGAGAAAAGCUACCAGUGUGAGCUCACAGUAGACGAUGUCAUGCCGGCUGUGAAGACGGUCAUCCGCUCCGUCAGGAUUCUAAAGUUCCUGGUGGCCAAAAGGAAAUUCAAGGAGACGCUGCGACCUUAUGAUGUGAAGGAUGUCAUUGAGCAGUACUCGGCAGGGCAUCUGGACAUGCUGGGCAGGAUCAAGAGCCUGCAGACUAGGGUGGACCAGAUUGUGGGUCGGGGGCCCGGGGACCGAAAGGCCCGGGAGAAGGGCGACAAGGGACCCUCAGACGCGGAGGUGGUGGAUGAAAUCAGCAUGAUGGGACGUGUGGUCAAGGUGGAGAAGCAGGUGCAGUCCAUUGAGCACAAGUUGGACCUCCUGUUGGGCUUCUAUUCGCGCUGCCUACGCUCCGGCACCUCUGCGAGCCUGGGAACCGUGCAAGUACCGCUUUUCGAUCCCGACAUCACCUCGGACUACCACAGUCCUGUGGACCACGAGGACAUCUCCGUCUCCGCACAGACGCUUAGCAUCUCCCGCUCGGUCAGCACCAAUAUGGACUGAGGGGCUUCUCAGGGGCGGAGCAGCCCUCGGCCUGGCGCUCGGACCCGACCCUUGAGGCCUCGGAACUCUCCUCUUACUUGAACUCGCUCCCUUGCGGGGAGAGAGGCCACACGCAGUAUUGAGCUGCCUGGGUGGGCGAGAUACCCGAUAAGGGUGCCAGAGCCCAGCUCCCACCCCAGGAGCGUGAGAUGCCAGGCCCUAUGGAGGGCAGCAGCAGCAGCAGUGGCUGCCCCAUGGCUUCUGGGUCCCCGGGUACCCUGCCCACUCCAUCAAGGCCCAAAAUAGCGAGCCUGGCAGGGGACACUGCCCAGAAGUGGGAGCAGGGCACUAGGGUACGGGGCCCUGACCCAGCUUCCAGCUAUGCAAGGUGAGGUCUCUGGCCUACCCUUCAGACAGAGCAGGGAAGCCCUCCUGCCAAGUCCCUGCCCCACUUGGGGUGGGCCCAAGGUGCCCUCACAGGUACCUACAAAGCACAGGACCCUGCCACAAGGCAGAUGGGCACCAUAUAUGCAAACUAUGUUGAAUAUGCAACUUUGGGGACCCCCAUGGGGUCCCCCUGCCCCUUUCCUUUGGAAUAUGGGCUUCCAGCAGUAGCUGGUCUCAGGCUGCUUGGCCAUGACCCCAUUCUCAUUCUUUGGCUUAUUACCCUAUUCCCACUCAGCAUGGGGCCUGUUUCUCUCCUGUCCUCUCCCAAGAGCAGUGCUUGGGCCUUUCCUCCCAUUUGCAGGUGUCACCUCCAGGGGCUCCCUUUUCCUGCUGGUUGUUUUCUCCCCUCUUUGGCCCUCCAGACACCUUGGACAGCACAAGUUUCUGUAUUCUCCCCAGACUUCCCAGACAGUACUCCACAGACAGUCAUACAAGUCCCUUUAGUUUCUGAAGAGAAAGCCUCAUGCUCAUGCACAAAACCACACAUGCUUGGAGACAUGAGCACAGAGCCACUUAGCCUUUCCUGGGUCUCUGCAGCUGAUGCUAGUGGACUAGCCUUGCAGGAUGAUGUCCACCUGGAGGAAUCCCCUCACUCCCUCUGACCAGAAGAGAGAGCUUUAAAGUGACACCGCAUCUCUCCUGCCCCUGCCCAGAACUUUACCAGCUCCCCUUCCACAAGAAGAUAGAUUCCUUACUGGUUCAGGAUCCUAACUUCUGCCUCUGCCCCUAAGGGCCCUCCUUGGUGUCCCCACAGCACAACUCAGGCCUAGGCCUCUGGGACUGGUGCACCACUGGAGAGACUCCAGGCCCACACUCUUCCUAGUCCCAGAGAGAGUAAUAAUGCACUUAUAAGAGACACCAACUGUGCACCUGCCUCUCACCUGCACUGCUCCCUCCCCACUUCUUCACUUCAGUUGGCAGCCCUGCAUCUUGCAUAAGUGCCCAUCCACUGUAGGCCCUCAGCACCACUUUCAGAUCCCUACUUCUGCAAAGCCAAUGCAGGUGGCAGGAGGGUGAGGGGUAGUGGACUAAUGGCAACCUUCUAUAAGGUACCAGGGAACAAGGGGCUGAGGCCAACCUGCCUGUAUCUCAUACUGGGGACCUGCAUGCACCAGCACCAGGGCUUGGGUUGGAUCUUGCUCAGCCCCAUGGUGCCCAGCCUCUGCCCUCCCAUGCCCUCUGCAUGUACCAUCAUGCCCCGGAUGGAGCCUUUCUUGGCUCGCCUCACCUGCACUGCACUGUCCCCAGAGAGCCAUCCCUCCACCCCUUCAGAGACAGAUCUGCAGAGAGGGCAGGAGAAUAGAUUACCCUGUGACCAAAGGAGACAUGGGAAGCAGCCCUCCCUCCUUCCACCAUCGAGGUUCCCUCACCAACCUGGUUCUCAGAUAUGCAAGUACCUCACUUUGUUAACUUAUUAACUUAUUGGUUUCAUUAAAGUUUUCAGUAGGA